AUGCUCAGAGUCUAUUCUACAAGAAGGCUUUUCCUGAUGAUAGAGAAGGGAAGUGUCCCCCCAAGCAAGGCCAAUGUUGGUUUUGCAAAAGCCCAAAACAUGUUGACGAGGAUGAGAGCCUAUCUUGCGGACCUCUCAUCAGACCAGAUUGGCUCCCAAGUGAUUCAAAAUCGUGCAAAAGAGAUCAAGGAUAUAGUUUACGAUACUGAAGAUGCUCUUGCAAAGUUUAGAGCUAAGAUUCCAGAUCACGUCCAUUCCAAUAUACUCUCUCAGACGGGGCACGAAGUUAAACAUUCUUUCUCUAAACGGAAAGCAAGCAGAAAUUUGUUAAGAACCCUCGAAGAAAUCGAAAGCACUUUUGGUUCACUACUAGAACUCGACCCACCAAAUUCCAACCGAAGAGUUGAAGAAACUUAUAAUAAUUUGGUUUAUAACCAAGUUGUUAAGGAAGAAGACAUUGUAGGCUUUGAGGAACCUAAAGAAAAACUCAUCAAACAGUUGAUGGAAGGAGAUACGAUGGAAGGGGAUACUUCAAGGCCUUUGCAGAUUUGGAUUGUGGGUCCUAGCGGCUCAGGCAAAACCACCCUUGUAAAGAUUGUUUAUGAGAGCAAAAAGGUGCAACAAUUCUUUGAUUGCCAUGCUUUCGUUGAUGUUCCGCGCACCUUUGAUUGCCGAAAGCUCUUGGUAAGCAUGUUGAGCAAAUUUGAGGACCGAAUGCAAGAACCAGUUGUACUUCAUCAUCAGCGGCAGCAACAUUAUGAAGAAAUAGAGCCGGGGCAAAAAUUGAAACAACUUCUGAGGCAAAAGAAGUAUGUGGUCGUUUUAGAUAAUGUUUGGAGAGGACAUAAUUUUGGAUGCAUUGUAAAUGCUCUGCCAGAAGGUUUGCCUGGGAGUAAAAUAAUUAUAACUACUCGAGACUCUAAUUCUGGUAUGUAG
Messenger RNA from Prunus armeniaca (apricot), 936 nucleotides. The record is from the annotation of a GenBank genome assembly. NCBI's taxonomy places the organism in Eukaryota, Viridiplantae, Streptophyta, Magnoliopsida, Rosales, Rosaceae.